GGCCGCCUUUCUCUGUGCCCCUCUCGUCUCCUUCCCUGCCUGGCGUGGCCGCCAUCUUGUUCUCGCCGCGUGUUGGCUGCGGAGGGGCUGCCGGACUCAGACACAGCAUCAUGAAUCAAGAAAAGUUAGCCAAGCUUCAAGCUCAGGUCCGAAUAGGCGGAAAGGGUACAGCUCGCAGAAAGAAGAAGGUGGUGCACAGGACAGCGACAGCUGAUGACAAAAAACUUCAGAGUUCACUCAAAAAAUUGGCAGUAAAUAAUAUUGCUGGAAUUGAAGAGGUGAAUAUGAUAAAAGAUGAUGGAACAGUUAUUCAUUUCAACAACCCCAAGGUCCAAGCUUCCCUUUCCGCUAACACUUUUGCAAUUACUGGUCAUGCAGAGGCUAAACCGAUCACAGAAAUGCUCCCGGGAAUCUUAAGCCAGCUUGGUGCUGACAGUUUAACAAGUCUCAGGAAGUUAGCUGAACAGUUCCCAAGACAAGUGUUGGAUAGCAAAGCAACAAAAUCUGAAGACAUUGAUGAAGAAGAUGAUGAUGUCCCCGAUCUCGUAGAAAACUUUGAUGAAGCAUCAAAGAAUGAAGCGAAUUAAAUCAUUAAUAGUUCUGGAAGCUGGCAUGGACUAGAUUUAAGAAAUCAGCUAUGUGGUUCCAAAGUUUUACGGAAACAGAGAACAUCACCUGUUAAUAGUUCAGUAAUAUAAAUAUUUUGUAUUUUAAUUAUGCUGUUUGUUCAGCAUUUUCUGUCAGUUGAUUUUGCAUUUUGCACUUACUCCCAGGAUCUACUUUUUCGGUCAAAAAAUAAGAAAUGUCAGUGCAGUUUGAGGGUGUGUGCAUGUGCAUAUGUGUAUGGUGUGGGUGUACAUAUAGUGGAGAACAAAUUGGAGAACAGUUCUAUUUAACCUUCCCUUUGCCCUCAGAAAUAGAAGUAAAACAAAUCUUUACAGUUGUUACUUUUUAUUUCCACCAAAUAGUGCACAGAAAUUGGUGAAAAGUGAAAGUCUUACUUGUCCACAUUUCAUUAAUUCAAGGCAUUCUGCCAUUAAGACUUGGGUUUAAUUUGCUGUGUUAACUAUUGUACUUGCCAAUAUGUAUCUCUUCCAUGUUGAAAAUGUUCACAUGCUAUUUGCUAUCAACCUCAUGUUGAUUCCAAAUGAUACCAAAGACAGGAUAUUUACAGCCUGUUUGGUAUGGUAACAUUUUAAAAAAUCAGACCUAGAAGAGUUUGCUUAUUUUUCUUUUUAAAAUUCCUUUCUCUCUCGCUGUCUCCCUCUAUUCCUCCUUUAACUUUAGCCAACUCUAUCAGCCUUCAUUUCGAGUCCCUUAUUAUAGAACUGAUGUUUGUUCAACCCAUUUCACAUAGACUAAGCAGUAUGUUCUCCUCUUGAUUAUGUGGGUGUACUUCCCAGGAAUAUUACUUGCUAAUUUUAAGAGGAGAUUAGUUCUCUCUACCCUCCAGAAGAGCUAGGUUGAGUCAGUUCUUGAACUUGGACAUCCAGUUGGUAACAAUUCGGUGCAUUAGUUUUGCACAAUAACAUACUGUUGCUUAAAGGAGCUUGUUUGAGCUGUUCCAGUGCCAUAACUGCAGCUACUAGGAGCUGACAAGGCACUGUCAUUCUCCAGGGCACUAAAAAUUAGGAGUGUCUUGCUAAUGAUAUUUAAUGUGAGAGAAAGAGGUCAUUGAUCAUAUUGCUGUAGCUUCCUGCUGGACAGUUUGUGCAAUGACUCUGAAGGGAUUUUUUUGGCCUAUCUGACUUUGCCUAUAACCUACCUCUAGGUUUGGUAUCAUGGCUAUAGUAGCUUAUUAAAAACCACAAACCUUCCGUAGGCAUGCAGAGGACUUUGGAGGUAUCACUGGUAUACUGCAGUAUUUUCUGAACCUUCCUUCAAAAUGCUCAAUGUGAAUCCCUUUGUCAGAGGCUCUUUGAAGGUGCUUGAUGUAACUUGCAUUACAACAUAGUUGGCAUCACUGUUAACCUGUGUCAAGGGCAGCUGUGGCUUAGGAAAGCCAUUUUUCUCUAAAUCUAUCAUCUUAACUAUAGCUUAAUUCUGAGACAUAUCAGCUUUCUACGUAGGUUCGUACACUAGAUAACAGUAAAAUACAAGGCUAUCAGUACACGAGAGUUCUAGUGACAUCAACGUAAACUGCAGAAGCAGAGCUCUUGUGGUUUGUCAUCUGGACUCAAUUUAUUUUAUAGACUUGUUCAGUUUUCCUGUUAUAUUUUAUAUAAUACAUGGAUCUUACUACAAAAUAAAACAACAAUACAAAAGAGGAAAUGUUCCCUCUUGUGUGUCAUUUCCUUCUCCCAGUAGUACCUGUUGAGGAACGUGUUGAUGCAGCUGCUGCUUUAAAUAGCAUUACAUUCAUUGUCAUGUUGCAUUUGAUAACUAACAGGAAAGCUUAAUGGAUUGGGAUAGAUCCUGCAAUACUUUGAGAAAGCCCUUAGGAUUCUCACCUUCUCCACCCCUUUUCCCAUUCGGACUAGAUGGGACUCCCUUCACUCUCAUGGCUACUCCAACCUUCUGCAGAUUGUUGCUCUUGGUUAAUGAAAAUCUCUUAUUCUUUCACACACAUACAAGCUGAGCAAACUGCCCUUCCAAUGCCUCUUCUGGCCCAGUGAGCAAAGAAAGGAGACUGGGAAACAACCUUUCAGUUUUGCAGAGCACUUCCACUAGUUAAGUGGCAUGAAUGAAGAACAUUUAAAAGUUGCAACUGCACUGACUUUACAGAUAUCCGGCAUAUUUUUUCACUACCAAUCAUUUAGUCAUUGAAAAUCCACAUAUUGUAGUAUAAAGCAUUGAUUUCUGUAAUAGCAAGUGUGGUUAAAAAAUAUUUGGAAGAGUAAAAACAGUAAGAAUCUGGGGUAAAAAUGAUUUGGUAAGUUUGUAAUCAGACUUACUGAUUCAUGCGCAAAAGAGAAUCUUUUUGAUUUUUGUUAUUUGGUCAUUGUAACCAUCAUUGCUUACCAAUGUUUGGAAACCAGCAAACUAUAUGGGCUAUGUAAACACAUUAUUUUUCUUUUUUUACUGUAUCCAAAAACUGUUGACCACUUUUGAUUUGCUGCUGAAAUGCUAGAGCUUAUAGAAAUCCAUUAAACUGAUUUUAAUUGAAAAUAA
Molecule: messenger RNA, 3111 nt
Organism: Terrapene triunguis (Three-toed box turtle)
Lineage: Eukaryota; Metazoa; Chordata; Testudines; Emydidae
Product: transcription factor BTF3 homolog 4
Exons: 6
Coding region: 111-587 (158 amino acids)
Source: RefSeq, a predicted model, not a curated record